Messenger RNA from Talaromyces amestolkiae, 1329 nucleotides. RefSeq lists its product as uncharacterized. The record is from RefSeq and is a predicted model, not a curated record. Gene Ontology annotation, cellular component: kinesin complex. Lineage: Eukaryota; Fungi; Ascomycota; Eurotiomycetes; Eurotiales; Trichocomaceae. Gene Ontology annotation, molecular function: protein binding. Bases 1 to 1329 code for a protein of 442 amino acids. The transcript has a single exon.
AUGCUGCCACCAGAGGAUAUAGGAGAUACUCAUGCUGAAUACAGGAAAGAUCUACUGCCUCAUCUUGAUGAAUGCCUUGCGGUAUGCCCGGUGGAGAUUGGUUAUUUUGAUAGUAAAUUGGGUCGAUUUCAACUUUCGUCAGCCAAAUUCAUUCAACAGACGUUGGCUUUCAUUGUUCGUGAUCAGGCCAUGAAUGCUGCAAAAUGUGGUUACGUAUAUGCUGAGCGUGGCCGUUUCAGUGAAGCAGCAUUUUACCUUUCGAUGGUGAAAGACGUAUUGGUGCAAACAUUAGGAUAUGAGCAUGAAAAAACGAUGAUAACAAUGCUUGGCCUCGCUGCAGUCUACUGGGGUCUGGGGCGUCUCGAAGAAGCUAUUGCAUUGCAAAAACGUGUCGUUAAAGCUCGAUCAAAAGUGCUAGGCCCGGAACAUCAUGACACCCUCAUUGCCAUGGAUCAACUUGGCCGGUCAUUCUGGCUAUACGGGCAGUACCAGGAGGCUCUCCAAUUGCAAGAAGUCACUACGACUCGAAUGAAAGCGACGCUAGGUGAUGAACAUCCCGAUACACUUGCGGCUCUGGAUAACCUGGGUGUGACACUCGGGUCUUGGCACAGGUUCCAGGAGAGCAGAGAAAUUCACGAGCAAGUCCUUCGAAUAAGAGAAAAGAAACUCGGCCGUACGAACCCCGACACUCUAACGACUUUGAACAAUCUUGCGAUGGCUUUGCUCGACCUUGGUAAACUCUCCGAGGCAAAAGGAAUGAUGCAGGAAGUGGUUGAGCAACGGCAACUGAAGCUAGGAAAGGAGCAUCCAUGGACAUUGUGGGCUAUUUGCAACUUAGCAAAGGUCAACAUUGAAAUUGGCUAUCUUGACGAAGCAGAGCAAAUGUUAAUAGACGGAAUAGCAGCCGGAAAACGAAGUCUUAGCGACGAACACCUUGGGGUUCUCAUGGGAUGCGGUCAACUAGCCCGAGUAUAUGCACGGCAAGGUCGACUAGAGGAAGCCGAAAAGCUUACUCUAGAUGUCAUUAGUCGAGUUGAAAAAUCUCGAGGUGAAGAGCACCCAGACUGUGUUUAUGGUAUGUUCAAGUUAGCACAGCUCUAUGAGCUACAGGGAAAAAUUGAGAAUGCCAUAGAUACCUGUGAAACCGCUUUACGGAAGGCUGGCACACGGUUAACGAAUCAACACCCGCUAUACAAAAAGAUUGAUACCUAUAUUCGCACCCUUCGACAGUCUUUUACGCCCAAACAGAACCAAGGUGAACCCGACCCUAGAGAUAAAACGCCACUACCACAUUAUUCGAAGAAUACACAACGAACCCAAACUUGGUGA